AUGAAUGCGCCGAGUAAUGCCGAUGCGUCACGACCUAGUACAGAAGCUACUGCAGACACUGCGGCCACAGCUGCACAGGCUACCCAAGCUUCAGACCCUGAUGCGAUGUCAAUGCAGCAGCUGUUCGUGUAUAUAACGCAACAGCAGCAAGCCGCCCAAGCCCAGAUGCAUGCUCAACUGCAAGCGCAAAUGAAGCAAGCUAACGCAAGAUUCGAGUAUCUAAUGGCGGCGCGGGGCGAUCAGAAGAAGAAGGACCCGCCGAUGUAUGAGGGCAAAUACGGUGAAGACAUUGAAUUGUGGAUCUUCGCCACCGAGCAGUACUACGCAAGCAGACGCGAGUUAAUGGAAGCAGAUUCGUCCGAUUUCGUGACGAUGAUCUCCAGUAACUUGGGCAAGUUGGCGUUAAAUUGGCACCGCGCGUUAAUAGCGGAAUGCGAAAGGGCAACUAUACAUCCCACGUGCUCAUUAUUCAAGCAACAACUUCGCGCGCGUUUUCGACCAAAGGACUUCGAGAACGAUCUUCGUGAGAGAAUGUUUCGUCUCAAACAACGCUAA
Molecule: messenger RNA, 555 nt
Organism: Plasmopara halstedii
Lineage: Eukaryota; Oomycota; Peronosporomycetes; Peronosporales; Peronosporaceae
Exons: 1
Coding region: 1-555 (184 amino acids)
Source: RefSeq, a predicted model, not a curated record